Cucurbita pepo subsp. pepo (vegetable marrow) is the source of this 1023-nucleotide messenger RNA. RefSeq names its product PLASMODESMATA CALLOSE-BINDING PROTEIN 2. The record is from RefSeq and is a predicted model, not a curated record. Lineage: Eukaryota; Viridiplantae; Streptophyta; Magnoliopsida; Cucurbitales; Cucurbitaceae.
GGAGAGGUUUCCACACCCUUAUAAAGGGUGCUUCGUUCUCCUCCUCAACCAACAUGGGAUCUCAUAAAAGGUGAAUAGAGACACCAGCAACGCCCCUACUUUCUCUUAGCCCCCUUUUCUCUCCCCCUCUCUCUCUCUCUCUCUCUCUCUCUCUCUGGUUUUGCCAUUUCUCUUGAAACAACCAUAGUUCUCUUCUCUGCACUCAUCUUUUUCAGAAUCUGAGCUCAACCAUGGCGGUUCUCUUGCUCUGUUAUCUCAUUUUCUUGGCCUUCACUAGCCAUUCAAGUGCAAGCUAUUGUAUUUGUAAAGAUGGACAGAGCGACCAAGCCCUUCAGAAGACACUGGAUUAUGCCUGUGGAGCUGGAGCUGAUUGUACUCCAAUUCUUCAAAAUGGCCCUUGUUUUCAACCCAACACUAUAAAGGAUCACUGUAGCUAUGCUGUUAAUAGCUAUUUUCAAAGGAAGGGUCAGGUUCAAGGGAGCUGUGAUUUUUCAGGCACUGCCAUGCUUAGCCAGUCUCCUCCUGUUGAAGCUUCUGGGUGUGUUUAUUCUUCCAGUUCCAGCAACACAGGAACUCCAACCAGCACCACCCCGUUUACCACCGUGCCCAGCACAACACUGGGAACCACCACAAACCCGUCGACACCACCACCCUCGACCACAACCUCCCCCUCGGUGUUUGGGAGCGGGAUAAGCCCGACAGGUAGUGUCGGUUUCGGUGGUAGCGGUAAUAACAUGGAUGGCAGUGCUGCUGCAGGUCUCACUGCAGCAGCCUUUAACUUGUUCUUCUUCACAGCCACUGUCACAUUUUGGUGGUCAAUGUUCUGUUAAGUCCAAGGUUAACAAUUGAGGUCAUUAGUUGAUUUGUUUGGAUGGAUGGAUGCAAAGCUGGGAAGAUUAUUUUCUAAUGUCCUUUGAUGUGGAGAAGAGAAAGGAUGGGACUUUGCACCCUCUAAUCAAUAAUUCUGUUCUUUGUUCAUUAUUAAUUUCUUUAUUUUAUAAUAAAGUUUAUGAGUUGCGUUAC